Phalaenopsis equestris is the source of this 2951-nucleotide messenger RNA. Its product is annotated as phosphate transporter PHO1. Gene Ontology annotation, molecular function: inositol hexakisphosphate binding. NCBI's taxonomy places the organism in Eukaryota, Viridiplantae, Streptophyta, Magnoliopsida, Asparagales, Orchidaceae. The transcript is spliced from 15 exons. Gene Ontology annotation, biological process: cellular response to phosphate starvation; phosphate ion transport. Bases 182 to 2512 code for a protein of 776 amino acids. The record is from RefSeq and is a predicted model, not a curated record. Gene Ontology annotation, cellular component: trans-Golgi network; plasma membrane; cytoplasm.
AACUAUCCUCCUGUAUCCUUCUACCCUCUUCUCCACCUUUUCUUCUCUCUUUAACACUAUAAAUCCCUCAACUUCUUGGGCCUAUCCACCUCCUGUUCUCCCGAAAUCCUCACCUGGUUUUUCCUUCCCUGAUACUCUCUACCUGCUCUGCUCUCUUGCGAGUAGUAGAGAAUAGGGAGAAAUGGUGAAGUUCUCGAGGGAAUUGGAAGCGCAGCUCAUUCCUGAGUGGAAGGACGCAUUCGUCAACUACCGCGAGCUCAAGAAGCUUGUCAAGAAGAUUAAGAUUUCCCUCCAUUCACGAUCGGACUCCGACGCUGCUGACCCCAGCAACAAAGACAUACCCGAUUUCGGAAUUUCAAUCUUCGAUAGUUUUCGUGCGCUCGCUGCCGGACUAUUCUCCGCAUCUUCACGCAGCCAUGGCGAAUUACCCGUCCCGGUUGACGAAGAUAGCGCGGAGGAAGAGGUACCAGUUCAAUCCAGGGAGGAGGAGGAAAUCAGUUUUUUCAAUAAACUGGAAAUAGAGCUUGAAAAAGUGAACAAAUUCUACGAGGCCAAGGAAAGAGAGUUCUGCGAGCGCGGGGAAGCCCUAAACAAACAGCUUCAGAUCCUUGUUGAUUUGAAGAAAAUCCUCGACGAGCAUCACCGUCGCCGUCAACAGCGGCGAUGCUCAUCUCCCAAUCACGGCGUCUUUCUUGAUCUACUGAACUCAACGUCAUCAUUUUCCGAUCGAACAAGCGAGAUAUCGGAUAGCGCGACAUCACCAGAUAUAUCAGAAGAAGUGAUCUCCGCACUGGAGAGAAACGGCAUCAGCUUCGUUGGGUCCACUCGAUCAAAGGCGAAGAAGGGAACAAAGCCGAAGGCUGCGACGAUGAGGAUUGACAUCCCGGCGACGAAUGCCACCAAAACCAUUUCAGCCAUAACGUCAAUGGUGUGGGAGGAUCUCGUGAAUGGAGCUAGAAAGGAAGGCGACUUCGGAGGCGGCGGCGGGGAUUACAUCAGCCGGAAGAAGAUACAGUGCGCGGAGAAGAUGAUCCGCGGCGCUUUCGUUGAGCUGUACAGAGGUCUGGGACUGCUAAAGACCUAUAGCUCACUCAAUUUGAUUGCCUUCACGAAGAUAUUGAAGAAAUAUGACAAGGUAUCGAAAAAUCUGGAAUCGAGCUGCUACUUAAAGAAGGUGAAGCGAUCGCACUUCGUAAACUCUGACAAGGUGGUGAAGUUGGUGGACGAUGUGGAAUCUAUUUUCGUCAAGUAUUUUGCCAGCAAUGACAGGAAAAAGGCAAUGAAGUUCCUCCGGCCGAAUCAGCCCAAGGAAUCCCACGUGAUCACCUUCUUCGUAGGUUUAUUCACGGGUAGCUUUGGGACUUUGUUUACUGUCUACGCAAUCUUAGCACAUAUAUCUGGAAUUUUCUCUUCCAACAUCGAACCAGGUUACAUGGAAACAGUUUACCCAGUUUUCAGCAUGUUUGCUCUUCUUAGCUUGCAUAUAUUCCUGUACGGUUGCAACUUGUUCAUGUGGAAGAGCAGCAGAAUAAACUAUAAUUUCAUCUUUGAAUUCAAUCCUAACAAAGCUCUCAAGUACAGAGAUGUAUUUCUCAUAUGCACCUCAUUUAUGACAAUAGUUGUGGGUGCAAUGGUGAUCCACCUCAUUCUCAGAUCAUCCAAUUUUGCUCCGCAUAUUGUCGAUGCAAUCCCAAAAACUCUGUUGAUGAUCUUCUUAGGAACACUGAUUUGUCCAUUCAACAUAAUUUAUCGUUCCACACGUUAUAGCUUUCUUCGAGUCAUGCGAAAUAUCAUAUUCUCUCCAUUUUAUAAGGUGUUAAUGGUGGACUUCUUCAUGGCAGAUCAAUUAACUAGUCAGAUCCCGCUGCUCCGGUACUUGGAAUUCACAUCGUGCUAUUUUAUAGCAGUGGGGUUCAAAAUCCACCCGUACGACACCUGCACCAACAGCAAAAGCUACAAGCUCCUGGCAUAUAUAAUUUCCUUCCUCCCUUACUACUACCGUGCUAUGCAGUGUGCGAGAAGGUACAUGGAGGAAGGCUACGAUCCCAAUCACUUGGCUAAUGCGGGCAAGUAUAUAUCUGCAAUGUUGGCUGCUGCUGCUCGAUGGAAGUAUGCAUUAGACCCGACUCCAAUGUGGCUUGCAAUCGUGGUCAUCACCUCAACACUUGCCACUUUCUACCAGCUUUAUUGGGACUUUGUUAAGGAUUGGGGACUUCUCAACCUCCACUCCAAAAACCUAUUUCUUAGAGACGAACUUGUUCUCAGACACAAGUGCAUCUAUUACUUUUCCCUGGCUUUAAACUUCGUGCUACGACUUGCAUGGGUAGAAACAGUGCUACGACUAAAUAUGGGCUUCCUGGAAAAUCGUCUUGUUGACUUCACUCUGGCAUCCCUUGAAAUUAUUCGACGGGGACACUGGAACUUCUACAGGUUGGAGAACGAGCACUUGAACAAUGUUGGCAAGUUUAGAGCAGUGAAGGUGGUUCCUCUUCCUUUCCGUGACAUGGAAUAGUGCGGCAUGGACGCUUAAUAAUUUGUUGAAUGGGGUUAAAUAAAACGUAAUGUUAUUCAUUAGUGGUAGCUUGCUCAUUCAUCAAGAUUACUUUUUAUUUGGGUUAAUCGUUUAAAAGCAAAACACACAAGUUGUUUGACUUGGAGUUUGCAAAAGCUUCUUUUCAAGUCAUGCCAAAUUUUCCAAUAAGAUAGUUUAGUUCUUAACGGAAUGGGGGGAGAAUACUUGAAGGGAAAACAAAAAAGCGAAAGGCUUAAUGUGCCUUUAGAAACAUUUGGGUGGUUGGUAGCAUAAUUGUAUAAUCUUUUGUUCAUUAUUAUUCAACUUUCCUUUUGAAUAAGAUCAUUAUAUUAGAAUAUCAAUGAUUGUAAGGAAAGUGUUUUGCCGAAGUAUUUUGUAAUCAAAGUUAAUUUGUAACUUUUUUUUUUCUGCAUAGGAC